GCCGGUGAGUUACAGGUCGCCAACACGGCGAUGCCCCAAGAGCAUUGGUGCGAAAGACUGCCGUGCAGAAAAGGAAUUUUAUAAAGCCUCAUGGCCCCUUUUCCUUUCGCCGUUGCUUUCGUGCACAGCUUUCGCCCCCGAUGCGUUCGCGACGGAACGGUGCAAGAAUAUUUCGAAGCCUUUUGUCAAUGACAAAAUCGUAGAAUCUCUUUUGGUUCUAUCUAUCUAUAUAUAUAGGUCACUCGGUUGCACGAGCUGAUUAACGGGGCGUUUUGGUUAGGAGAUAAUUAGACAUGCGGGGGGUUUCGGUGGUGCUCGUGCUGAUAGCUUGUUGGCUGUGUGGCUGUCCGGUGGCCGGCGAGGCAGCCUUCGCCGGCGACAUCCGUGUCGACCUGACGCAUGUCGACGCCGGGAAGGAGCUGCCGAAGCGCGAGCUGAUCCGGCGAGCCAUGCAGCGGAGCAAGGCGAGGGCGGCGGCGCUGUCCGUGGUGAGGAACGGCGGCGGGUUCUACGGCAGCAUCGCGCAGGCGAGGGAGCGGGAGCGGGAGCCUGGCAUGGCGGUGCGCGCGUCGGGCGACCUCGAGUACGUGCUCGACCUCGCCGUCGGCACGCCGCCGCAGCCCAUCACGGCGCUGCUGGACACCGGCAGCGACCUCAUCUGGACGCAGUGCGACACGUGCACGGCCUGCCUCCGGCAGCCCGACCCGCUCUUCUCCCCCCGGAUGUCGUCGUCGUACGAGCCCAUGCGGUGCGCCGGCCAGCUCUGCGGCGACAUCCUGCACCACAGCUGCGUGAGGCCCGACACCUGCACCUACCGGUACAGCUACGGCGACGGCACGACGACGCUGGGGUACUAUGCCACCGAGCGGUUCACCUUCGCGUCGUCGUCCGGCGAGACGCAGUCCGUGCCGCUCGGGUUCGGCUGCGGCACGAUGAACGUCGGCAGCCUGAACAACGCCUCCGGGAUCGUCGGCUUCGGCCGCGACCCGCUGUCGCUCGUGUCGCAGCUCUCCAUCCGGCGAUUCUCCUACUGCCUCACGCCGUACGCCAGCAGCAGGAAGAGCACCCUCCAGUUCGGGUCCCUCGCCGACGUCGGCCUCUACGACGACGCCACGGGCCCCGUCCAGACCACGCCGAUCCUGCAGAGCGCCCAGAACCCGACCUUCUACUACGUCGCGUUCACCGGCGUCACGGUCGGCGCGAGGCGGCUGCGGAUCCCGGCGUCGGCGUUCGCGCUGCGCCCCGACGGCUCCGGCGGGGUGAUCAUCGACUCCGGCACGGCGCUCACGCUGUUCCCGGUGGCGGUGCUCGCCGAGGUGGUGCGCGCCUUCCGGUCGCAGCUGAGGCUGCCGUUCGCCAACGGGAGCAGCCCCGACGACGGCGUGUGCUUCGCGGCGCCGGCCGUGGCGGCGGGCGGCGGGAGGAUGGCGCGGCAGGUGGCGGUGCCGAGGAUGGUGUUCCACUUCCAGGGCGCCGACCUCGACCUGCCGCGGGAGAACUACGUCCUGGAGGAUCACCGGAGGGGGCACCUGUGCGUCCUCCUCGGCGACUCCGGCGACGACGGCGCGACGAUCGGCAACUUCGUGCAGCAGGACAUGCGCGUGGUGUACGACCUGGAGCGGGAGACGUUGUCGUUCGCCCCGGUGGAGUGCUGAGAGGGCACCACGUGUCAACUGAAAAUCACUGUAGUUAUUUUUUUUUCUUUCUACUCCUAGUUGACUCUUUUUCCUGGGCCGUACGAUAUGCAGACCGAAUCGUGGAGCGGUACUGGUGUCCUAUACGAACGACGAGCGAGCACACAACAAUAAAGUCAGGCGGCUCAGGUCUCAGGCGAAGAACUUGGAACUCUGAUGGAGACAUGAAGCCCAAGGCUUAAAAAAAAAACAUACAACUGACCAGAACGGUGUUAGGACAUCACUCAAGUUUGUAUUGCAAAAAUCAUAGUAUGAUUGUAGCAUAUAUUUUCGCCAGACGAUUGUAGCAUAUAUUUUCGGUCUCCGCAUGUACUUAAAAUGGUCGCCACAAGAAGUUCAGAUACGGACUAAUCAGAUUUCAUACUAACGAAUGAAUUAAUUUAAUGUAACCAUUUUUCUUUCUGUACUAUGACAAUCAACAUGUGUACUAGCCACAUUCCCCUGAAGAAUGUAUACCCACGUCUUCAAUGUUCCAUCCUAAUAAAGAAAAAGGGAGGUGGUGUCUAAGUUCAGUUUAUCGUUCUGCCAAUUCCUUCAUCAGGUGUAUGUAUAUGUUUCUAUCUCUUCUAAUUCUUUUCCCACUGCGAUUUGCAAAGCUCUGAACUUCAAGGAGACGGAUACUGUCUGCACAAACGUAUGAUUAUAUGAACCCAUCUCUUAGUCUGUGAAGCUGUGAAAGCUUGUUAGCAUCUCGUCAGAAUGAAGCGCUCCAAAUUGCAUCAUCUCCUUCACUGCAUCUCGAGUGCACAUACUUCAAC
Molecule: messenger RNA, 2452 nt
Organism: Oryza sativa Japonica Group (Japanese rice)
Lineage: Eukaryota; Viridiplantae; Streptophyta; Magnoliopsida; Poales; Poaceae
Product: aspartic proteinase nepenthesin-1
Biological process (GO): proteolysis
Cellular component (GO): extracellular region
Molecular function (GO): aspartic-type endopeptidase activity
Source: RefSeq, a predicted model, not a curated record